UGGAGCUCACAGACUGUGUACGUCAGCAUAGCAACCAAUAAAAUUUUAGUAUGUUGAAGUUGUUGCCACGUAGCACACAAAUUGACACAAUUGUAAAAUUGCAAAGAGAGGCUCAGUGUUAGACUGUAGUUUUUGAAUAAGAGAAAUUUCAGAUUCUUCAACCUCGUUUGGUUUAUUUUCCAACGUCAGUACUGCUUGUCGAAUAUCAACUUCGAAGAGAAAGAAGUCUUAUAAAGAAGAUAAAAUGUUAGUAGUAGACCAAGACAUCAUAGAGCCUAAGUCUGUAGAAAAUGCCCAAUCCGCUGCUAUAACUAGGAAGAGACAGAGACUUGACCAUCUUAGCUUCGAAGAAAAAAUCAUGAGAAGAAAACUAAAAAACAGAGUUGCAGCCCAGUCUGCUAGAGAUAGGAAGAAAGCAAGAUUAAGUGAGCUUGAAAUUGUUGUUAAAGAUUUAGAGGAGGAGAAAGUGACAUUAUUGUCAGAAAAUAAAUCAUUAAAACAGAAAUUAACGCUUCUGGAAAAUGAAAACUUGGAUCUGAAAUCAAGACUGGGCCUUAGACAGGUGAAACUAAAGCAAGAAGAUCAGGAAAAGAAGUGUAUCGUUGAAGGGAAGGACUUAAGUGGAUCUUUGAAGCAUGCAUCGCUCAUUAAUGGUCCUCUGCAGAAGGAACAAGAUCUACUGAUUUCUAUUCUCUUGAUGAUGCAAUAUGUCUUCUUGCCAGUGAUGAUAAGUCUGAUGAACUUUUUAACUUGCUUCAGCAGUACAGUGAAGAGUUAUUCCAGUGUAAUCUUGAGUCAGAAGAUUCAGUUUCAUUCAGCUCUGAACCUGUGCAGAAUAAAAGAAGCAAACCCAGCAGUCAAGUGGUGGGGCCCACAUCAGAAAAGUUGGAAUCCAUCAAAGAACUGAUCAAAUUUGAUCAUGUUUACUAUAAGAAGUCCAGUGUUGACACUAUGUCACCUGUGGCUGAAGAUCCUGCAAAAGAUAAUUGUGCUUUUAAUUCUACUGAUAACUCAAUUUCAAUGGAUGCAGAUGGUAAAGCUAACCAAGGACACUCCGAGCAUACUGUUUCAUCUUCUGAAGCUAUGGACAUUCCAAUAGACAAACUGUCAGAGAUUGUUGUUAACCACAAUUUUGUAGAUAUUGCUGAAGAAGAUAUUUUCCCUGUAUGUUCAACUGUUAGUCAUUUAGAUACCCUGGACUCUUUGGAAAUGAAAACAUCACCAUCUUGGAGUGAUCCAGGAUAUGAUUCUGGUCUUUCUGUUUCUUCACCUUUGAGUGACAGCAGUUCUUCAGAGUUAAAUAGUCUGCUAGAUGAUUCUUCUUGGGAAGAUUCUUUUUCUGAGUUGUUUCCAUCUUUAGUGUAAUUGUUUUUGUUAUUACCCCUAAUAUAUAUAUAUAUAUCUGUAUGAAAUUGUUCAUGUUAGUUAUUUUUGUCAUCUUGUAAGUAGUUUACAUGUAUGAAAUUGGUGUUGGAGUAUUUGUGGAAAUAAAGGCACAGAACUUGUUGCACUGA
Molecule: messenger RNA, 1514 nt
Organism: Limulus polyphemus (Atlantic horseshoe crab)
Lineage: Eukaryota; Metazoa; Arthropoda; Merostomata; Xiphosura; Limulidae
Product: X-box-binding protein 1-like
Exons: 7
Coding region: 245-907 (220 amino acids)
Cellular component (GO): nucleus
Molecular function (GO): RNA polymerase II transcription regulatory region sequence-specific DNA binding; DNA-binding transcription factor activity, RNA polymerase II-specific
Source: RefSeq, a predicted model, not a curated record